AUGACGAACUCAAGCUCAUUUUACUUCGAAACUCCUUACUUUUUAAUACCAUGGGGUCUAGUAAUGCUAUUAUUAUCUCUUGCAGGCUUAAUAGUAUAUCACUUCCACAAACAAAAAGACUACAAUCUCUUUCUAACAUAUAUCGCUUCAUUAGACGUCUCUUUAAUAAUAUUUUGUAUCGCGACUUCGCUCAAAUGCUUUUUAGUUGGAACGAAAAUGGUUAGCUUCAAAUAUAUACGACGUGGCUUUUUCGGAGUUUUUGAAAGAUUCUUUGUUUUACUUCGUGGCGUAUUAUGUACAUUUCGCUGGCUCUGCUAUUUCUCAAAUAUUUGGCCAAUUCCUACUUUGAUGAAUUUUAUUGCCAGGCCUAAAACUACGAGCUGUUACAUUUAUAUUGUUAUGAAAUGCAUUCUUCUACUUUGGCUGCUUUGGGAUCUCGCAUUUUCCAUACAAAAGUAUAGGGUCAACUCUAUAGUAGCAGUUAAAGCCGCAGAUCCCGAAAAGGUUGUUAAUGAAUGCGUAAUUUGCCUUAAUAUGCCAGUAGAACCUGUUCAACUUAGUUGCUCACACAUAUUUUGUUACGAAUGUGCCAUUAGAUGGCUUUCUCUCCACCCAACUUGCCCGAUGUGUGCUCAACCGAUUGCUGAACAAAAAUAUAUAGAAUUUAGCGACGGGCAUAUUCCUCUUGCUGCUCUUUUAAGCGCAUAUUAG
Molecule: messenger RNA, 711 nt
Organism: Trichomonas vaginalis G3
Lineage: Eukaryota; Parabasalia; Trichomonadida; Trichomonadidae
Product: LP20373P family
Exons: 1
Coding region: 1-711 (236 amino acids)
Biological process (GO): positive regulation of ERAD pathway
Molecular function (GO): ubiquitin protein ligase activity
Source: RefSeq, a predicted model, not a curated record